GCCUGCCUGCGUGUGCCCAGCUAGCCCACCACGCACCUGCCUGUGGCCGCCUGGAGAGCGACUGCCCCGCGGAGCCCAGCUGUGAGCCAGAAAUAACGGAUUCUGCGGUACACUGCCUGCUUCCAGCACUGCACGACCACUUCCCCCCCACCCAUCACAACGACAAAGACGACGACGCCGACGAGCAUCACGCACCCGUCGCAUUUCCAUCUUCCCGGCUGCUUUCGAGGACAGUCGACGACAAGACCCAAAAACACGCCAGAUUGCACCGCCAGGGCCACCCGGCCGACUUGCAAACACACACUCACAAACACACACACGCAACCGCAAUCAUGGCGACGAAGCCGAGAGACUGGGCCGACGACGACGAGGGCGACGAGGUCGUGCAGGAGCUGCCCCCUCCCCAGACCAUCCAGAACAAGGACGGCACCAAGACCACCAUCACAUAUGCCCUCAACGAGCAGGGCCAAAAAGUAAAGACCACCCGCCGCAUCCGCCUCGUCACACACCGCGAAGUUGUCAACCCCCGCGUCGCCGAGCGCAAGACAUGGUCCAAGUUUGGCCUCUCCGAGAAGGAUGGCGCCGGCCCCCAGCCCGACACAACCUCGGUCGGCGAGAACAUCAUCCUCAAGCUCAGCACCAACUGGAAGAAGGACACCAAGGACGAGGCCAAGGACGCCAACGCCAACGCCAUGAAGGAGAAGCUCAAGGACAAGACCGUCAAGUGCCGUAUCUGUAACGGCGAGCAUUUCACCGCCCGCUGUCCCUACAAGGACACCAUGGCCCCCGUCGGCGCCGAGGGCUCUGCCGACCCCGCCGCCGGCAUGCCCGACGACGGCGCGUUCAACGGCGGUGCGGCUGGCAAGAAGGGCAGCUACGUGCCCCCCGCGCUGCGCGGCGGGCCGGGCGGCGCUGUGGGCGAGAAGAUGGGCGGCGCGGGCGGCAAGUUUGGCGAGCGGGACGACUUUGCCACCCUGCGCGUCACCAACGUGUCCGAGAUGGCCGAGGAGAACGAGCUGCGCGACAUGUUCGAGCGCUUCGGCCGCGUCACCCGCGUGUUCCUUGCCAAGGACCGCGACACCGGCAUGGCCAAGGGCUUUGCAUUCAUCAGCUUCGCCGACAGGACGGACGCCGUCAAGGCGUGCAACAAGAUGGACGGUUAUGGUUUCAAGCACUUGAUUCUCAGGGUAGAGUUUGCCAAGAAGGCCGCCACGUAAGGAGGCUUUUAGUGGGUUCUUUGAGGAAUAGAAAAAAGGGUAUUCAACGGUUCGACGAUUUUUUUCGAUACUGCCAUCUUAUGCAGUCUGUUUUGUGUGUUUGUCAUGCACAUCCGGGGAAAUCAUACCUCGCUGACGUAAAGACGGGAGAAUCCGAUAACUGGGUUUGGGCGGAGGCGGGAAUGAAUUUGAAAAAAGAUGUUCAUAAAACGAUGAUCCAGACCUCUCUUCGUCGCGCAGGUCGAGUGAAAAAUGCUCAAGUUGCUAAUGGACGACGAUGUCAUGCUCGCAACGAGAGCGAAGCAUUCUCAACUCAG
This is a messenger RNA of Microdochium trichocladiopsis, 1534 nucleotides long. Its product is annotated as RNA recognition domain-containing protein. The record is from RefSeq and is a predicted model, not a curated record. Lineage: Eukaryota; Fungi; Ascomycota; Sordariomycetes; Xylariales; Microdochiaceae. Gene Ontology annotation, cellular component: eukaryotic translation initiation factor 3 complex; cytoplasm. The transcript has a single exon. Gene Ontology annotation, molecular function: translation initiation factor activity; RNA binding. The coding region runs from base 333 to 1217 and encodes 294 amino acids.